Rhizophagus irregularis DAOM 181602=DAOM 197198 is the source of this 1062-nucleotide messenger RNA. RefSeq lists its product as uncharacterized. Gene Ontology annotation, molecular function: dephospho-CoA kinase activity. The record is from RefSeq and is a predicted model, not a curated record. Lineage: Eukaryota; Fungi; Glomeromycota; Glomeromycetes; Glomerales; Glomeraceae. Gene Ontology annotation, biological process: coenzyme A biosynthetic process.
UAUCUUUUUUACAUGUUAUCAAUGUCGUCAACAAACCAUUCUGCAUUACUUCACAUUUCAUUACCUACUCUUUCCUCUAUAACAGAUUAUCAUAAAGAAUUGAUCAAUUCAUCAGUUGUUCAAGCUACAAAUUUAUUAACAAUAUUAGUAUCUUGUCCUGAAUUAGAUUAUUACAUAAAUGAUCCCUUAGCUGGUUGGACUCAAGUUCAAAACUUAUUAAGUACAUUAUACGUUUCAGGAACAAAAACGGCUUUUGAAACUGACAAACCAUUUUUUAAUAUUGACGUUAUAUUUGAGAAUUGGUGUGGAUAUCAAGUUGAAUUGUCAAAUGAUAGGCAAUUUGAUGUUUUAUUUGGAACUAUAAAUGAAAAGGAGCGUUUACAACUAUUCAAUGAAACUCGUAAAAAAUUUUCAUUAUCGGAAUUACCAAUAUAUAUUCUCGAGUUAAAAAUGCAACCACCUUCAAUUGAACCGAUCGCUUCUAACGAGAUUUCUUUGCCGCUUAGCAAUCCAAAAACAUUUGAUCAUGUUGCUGUUGGCGGAACAUUCGAUCAUUUACAUGCCGGACAUAAAAUCCUUUUAACAAUGACAGCUUGGAUAACUGGAAAAAGGUUAAUUUGUGGUGUUACUGAUGAUAUUAUGCUCAGAAAUAAAAAAUUUAAGGAACAAUUAGAGUCAAUUGAUACGCGUAUUACAGGAGUUCGACAAUUCUUAGAAACAAUUCGUCGAGGUUUGAAUUAUGAGGUGGUUCCGAUUUAUGAUGCAUAUGGUCCAACUAUAAUAGAUGCUGAAAUUCAAGCCAUAGUUGUUUCCCAAGAAACGAAUAGCGGUGCUAAUUCUAUUAACGAUGAACGUGUAAAAAAAGGAUUUCAACCUCUCCAUAUAUCGAUAAUUGAAGUUAUUUCUUCUUCAAAUCCAUCUCUUUCUAAAGAUGAUCUAAAAAAUCUCAAGCUUAGUUCAACAUAUUUACGUGGAUUACUAUGCAAAAAAGAUUAAUUAUUUAUUCCUGCUUUAAUCUAGAAAAUAUUUAAUCUAGAAAAUUAAAUUUGGAUUACAGGAUUG